Molecule: messenger RNA, 2701 nt
Organism: Hipposideros armiger (great roundleaf bat)
Lineage: Eukaryota; Metazoa; Chordata; Mammalia; Chiroptera; Hipposideridae
Gene: BTG2
Product: BTG anti-proliferation factor 2
Exons: 2
Coding region: 86-574 (162 amino acids)
Biological process (GO): negative regulation of cell population proliferation
Cellular component (GO): nucleus; cytoplasm
Source: RefSeq, a predicted model, not a curated record
GCGGCCCGAUCGCAUCGUGCGGAGCUGCGUGUAACCCGGAGACGGCUGGCUGCUCCCCGCUGCCGCCCCACGAGCCGCAAAUACUAUGAACCAGGCCCGUUGGACCGGGAAGAGGACAGACAUGCUCCCGGAGAUCGCCGCCGCUGUGGGUUUCCUCUCCAGCCUCCUAAGGACCCGGGGCUGCGUGAGCGAGCAGAGGCUGAAGGUGUUCAGCGGGGCUCUCCAGGAGGCACUAACAGAGCACUACCAACACCACUGGUUUCCUGAGAAGCCGGCCAAGGGCUCAGGCUACCGCUGUCUCCGCAUUAACCACAGAAUGGACCCCAUCAUCGGCAGGGCAGCCAGCCAGAUCGGACUCAGCCCGCCCCAGCUGCACCGGCUGCUGCCCCGAGAGCUCACCCUGUGGGUGGACCCCUACGAGGUGUCCUACCGCAUUGGGGAGGAUGGCUCCAUCUGCGUCCUGUACGAGGAGACCCCGCUGGUUGCAUCCUAUGGGCUCCUCACCUGCAAGAACCAAAUGAUGCUGGGCAGCAGCAGCCCCUCCAAGAACUACGUGAUGGCCGUCUCCAGCUAGCUCUCCUGCCGCCCCUACCCAGCAUUCUGCUGUACACAUCCUGCCAUGACAACAGGCAACUGCAUACCUCAACCUGGGGAACUGUAUUUUAAAUGAAGAGCUAUUUAUAUAUAUUAUUUUUUUAAGAAAAGGGGAGAGAAAACCUAAAGAUUUUUUUAAGAAAAAAAUCCUUAAAGGGUGCUGCUUGGAAGCAGCCUUCCCAGGUGCCUUUGCAGAGAACUGUUGUGUGCUUGAAUCUGGGAACCCGUGUCUGUCUAUGGGAAGGGGGAGCGGUGAGGGGUGGGCCCGACCACGGUGACGUGGGAGAAGCUUGGCCAGCACCAGGAAGAUGUGAGAGGGAGCAAGCAAGGUUAGCAACUGUGAAUGAGAGAGGUCAGGAUCUGCCCUGAGGGAAGGAGAGAGGCUGAGUUUAAACCUCUCACUCUCCCAACCAGGACACCUAAGUCCCUGGCCCCUCUCUUACUCAGGGGCAUUCAAGCCUGGACUUAACUCAUGUUGCCUAAUCCUCACUUUUAUUUUUCUGAUGAGGUCCUGGGCAGAAAAUGAUUCCUUCUGUCCUAAGCAGCUUUUCUUGAAAUCAUGACUUGUUUCUAAUCCUAUCCUCAGGGGCCUGUAGAUGUUGCUUCCCAGCCAGGAAUCUAAAGCUUUUUGUUUUGUGGGGGUCGAGAAUAAGGCAGGGGUUGGAGGUCACUGGGGUUGGGAUGGAAGGGUUCUCUGCACAAAACCUUUGCCUUGCAAUGUGCUGCUCUCUAUGUGAGUAUGUGUGGUGAAAAACUUGGGGGUGAUUUGCAAUGGAAUUUGAGGACCCAAAGAGUAUCCACUGGGGAUGUGUUUUUGGCCAAAACCCUUUUUGGAACCACAUGCAAGUCCUGAUGCUGCUGCCAUUAUCUCUUUGAGAAGUGGCUCAAAAGCUACAGGGAACUCCUGGUCCUUUAUUACUGCCUUUUUAAAAAGCACAACACUCCUCUCUACCUCUCCCCACUCCUCUCCCUUCUGGUUGUAUCAUGGAGCUACCCAAUUUUCUAGGACAAGAGUUCUCAAUCACUGUGCAAUAUGGCCUCCUAGUCCCAGAAGGGUGUGGAGGAGAACUGGCUCUCAGAACCUCCUGGUGCUCUGGUGGGCUGAGGGAGCCAUCUCUCCCACUGUCCUCGGGACUGUGGCUGGCUGGUCAGCCUUGCAGGUAUCCCUUGGACAAACGGGAGAAAGCCCCAAGUUCUGCAGGACUACUUGGUAUUCUUGUAGGGCUGACACUAAAAACUCAACGUUGGGCAUUGACUCCCGUCCUGUGCUCAGAGCACUUCUGGGAGAGGUUGCUGCCUCUCUCAGUACAAUCCAAAUUUGUCUGUAGACUUGUGCAAUAUUUACUGUUCUGGGUUGGAGAAAAAUGGAAAACUACACUGGGAGGAAAUCCCCAUCCUUCGGUUUCUCAGUGAAAUUAGUGAGGGGUCCUCAGAAGGCCUCGAGUUUCCUGAACAUGAAUCACCCUGAAAAGGACAUAGCUAGAACAUCUAGUCAACCUGGCUACCCUGCUAUUGCCCCUUAAAAAGGAACCUUUCUCCCUGACCCUGAAGUUCCCCUCCCCACUGCAGUCCGCUUUACUGGGUUUAACUACUCAAUUCUUACUCAGAGGUGCUAUUUACCAAACAGUCUCCCAACCCUUUCCUGCCAGUUCUGCCUCCUUUUCAGCUCUCUAGAUCCAAGCUGUUCUCCCAGACCCUGUUUCCAGUCUAUUGCUUUAAAGGCAGCUUGGGGUCUGCAGACCCAAGAGCUUAUUUCCUGGCAUGUGGAUUGAAACAAAGCUGUGAAUCAUUGCAGACUGCAUUGUAGCGUUUUUGUCUGUAAACAGGUCCCUACCUUUUUAGAAGCAGCCUCAUGGUCUCAUGCUUAAUCUUUUCUCUCUUCUUUUUGAUGUUCACUUUAAAAACAACAAAAUGCCCAGAGCUGGACUGUUGAGCAGGCCUGUCUCUCUUAUUAGGUAAAAAUAAAUAAUAGUGCAUUUCUAAGAUAUUCUGACAGAAAAGACAAAGGUUACUAAUUGUAUCAUAGUGUUUUUAUAUGGAAGAAUAUACAGCUUUAUGGACAAAUGUACACCUUUUUUGUUACUUUAAUAAAAAUGUAGCAGAUGAA